Lentinula edodes (shiitake mushroom) is the source of this 2132-nucleotide messenger RNA. RefSeq lists its product as uncharacterized. Gene Ontology annotation, molecular function: protein binding. The record is from RefSeq and is a predicted model, not a curated record. The transcript is spliced from 11 exons. NCBI's taxonomy places the organism in Eukaryota, Fungi, Basidiomycota, Agaricomycetes, Agaricales, Omphalotaceae. Bases 59 to 2011 code for a protein of 650 amino acids.
GUCGACGCCUACAACUAACUUGUUUAUUUAUUGGGUCUCCCUGUCUCCCAACCUCUGCAUGGCACGGCGCUCUCUUCGAAUUCGACAGAGGGCAGCCACUCUGGGAGAUCUGAGCCUACAGGGUGCCAAAAUAUCAGCACACGUAGGUUUAAAUGACACAAGGAACAGCGAUGAGAGAACAAAAGAAGAAAAAGAGCGUCCUCUUAAACGAACUAAGAAGAACUCUCAGCACUCUGUCGAAUCAAGUACAAAGACGAAAGGUGUUCCGAAGCAAUUUAGGCGAAUUCGAGGAAAGUUUGGACUACUGGAGAGACUAACGAAAGACGUUCCGCUAGAAAUCAUUCUAGAGAUCUUUUGCUAUCUCAACCCGCACGACCUUCUCCGUUUGGCUCAAACAAUCAAAGACGUUCGAAGUAUCUUGAUGUCCAAGUCUUCAGCAAGCAUUUGGCGUAUUGCCCGCGCCAAUGUUGGGGAUUUACCACCGCUCCCUGAAGAUUUAAGCGAACCCCAAUACGCUCACCUUCUUUAUGAACCUUUCUGUCAAAUAUGUAACAGAGAAUGUGAUAAUGUUCUCUGGAUGUUUCGUAUGAGGUGCUGCGAAAGCUGCGCUGAGUCCACGUUUCCCCUGUAUGACAAGAAAUUUUUAGCCAGACAACCACCCGUGUUUCGCAAGCACCGAAUUCUCCCCCGGCAAUCUGUCCGACUGAAUGGUUGGCCAAUAUCCAUCGGGAACGACGAGAUCGCAGCGCGUUUCAAAGCGGAAUUUCAGAACCUCCAAACGCCUGAGGAACAAAACACGUGGAUAGCCAGCAAAAAACACGAACUUCAGGUCAAAGAGGAGCAUGCUCACUUAUGUACAUUGUGGCAAACGGCCAUGCUAGACAAGCGUGAAAAUGAACUGGAGAAUCUACUGGAACGAAGGAAGGACGCUAUCCUUAUCCGACUGGCAGAAAUUGGCUGGCGCGAGGAGGCGGAAAUCUCUUCCUAUGUCUUUGCCGACUAUAGAUUAGUCAGACAGCCACAAGAACUAACGGACUCUGGUUGGAACAGAAUCAGAGAUAGAUUGGUCAAACGAUUAUCUGAUCAUAAGGCGCGCCGUCUCGAAGAAGAACAACGUCAAGCUAUCAAUUUGCGACGCAGCCUUCUGGAGAAAGAGUACAAUGAAAUUUACUCAGCAUCGGACCACCGGGAACCCUUUCCGUCUUUGGGGGACAUCCUCAGCAACGAACCAUUCGAAACCUUGAUAUGGGACAGCCCUCUGGAUGAGAACAUGACCGGCCAAUUUGUUCGGGAGAAGCUUUUGGAAUAUCUGCCUAGCUUUAUCGAGAAAUGGAAACCAGUGAAAAUGCAGGAGCUCGUGGAAAUCAUGCGGAAAUCCAUUCCGGAGGUCACACUUUCGGACCUGCCCUUGGCAACAUCGAUUUUUCGAUGCGCGGAAUGUCCAAGUAACAUAAAGAUGCACUAUCCCCAAAUGUUCUAUCAUAGGUGCUGCUUCCGAGACCGUCGUAGUCCAUGGUCAUCUCACCCUAUCGUUUUUGAUGAAUCCGGAUCGCAAGUCGUGAGGACGAUACUGCAGGCUUGCGCUCUUAAUCCCUCGACCACGACAAUUCAGAAGUUGCAUUCUGUUGAUCCGCUCAUUGAAUGUACAACGUGCCAUUUGUCAUCAGCUUCUCACUACGGCGGACGGCUCUUCAUGAGGUGGCCACACGCAUUAAACCACUCAUCAGACCAUAAUUUUUCAGUCAAUUCAUUUGGCGAAUUGACGGAAAAAAUCUUCGCCUGUGAGCCGCCCAUUGGAUAUGGCAAUCGAAUCUGUUGUGUCCAUUGCCACGAGGAGCUUCCUCAUAGAGCACCAGAUUUACGUGCCCAUUUACUUCAGCAUAGCGAAAUCGACGUUAAAAAGAUCAAGGAUACCAAGCUUCAAGAGAUCCAAGAGCAUUGGUAUUGGGAUCCCCGCUGUGCGCUGCGAUUCUUGCGCCAGUCUUUUCGAUGCAGAGAAGCACUGACUUGAGCAAACGUUCAAUCAUGUUUCUCAAAGAGACAAGAGGUGUAUGAUACAGUAAAUAGCUGUUAUAGAUACAUCACAUUGGUCACAAAAUUCAUAAAUCAUUCUUCGCGUCUCUUUUUCAUUU